AUGUAUUGUUUCACAUCUAGAUUGGAGACCCUGCAGAGGCAUCAUCCCUUCUCUGGACAAGAGGGACUACAAGAACUUAAGAAAAUGUCAGUAAGGUUUGAGGAAAAGAUUUAUACUGCUGCCACAAGCCAGUCGGAUUAUCUGAGAAAAAUAUCUCUUAAGAUGCUGACAAUGGAGACAAAUUCCCAAAACCCUGUGGGCAAUUCCCUGCAGUCCAACUAUGGCCGUAAUUGCGAAAAAACCCCAGAUCCAGAUAGUAACGUUGGAGAUUCAUCCCUCACAACUCUUACUGAGGCAACUAACAAGGACAACGAUGGCGAUGAAUUGGGUCUUGAUUUGAAUCUAAAGCUUUAUUUUUUCAUUUUCAAAUCUAAUAUGUGCUUGAUGUGUUAGGUAUGAGAAAGUUAAUCUUCACAUUUUCUUGAAUGAAUUUUGGAUUUCACAUUAUUAUCUAAAUCUUGUUUGUUUGAUCUUAUACUGUUUCGUUUUUUGUUUCAUAGAUGUUUGCUCUAAUUCAAAAUUCCAAAUAUGGUCUUGUUGAAAUCAUGUGAGACCAUCCAAAG
Messenger RNA from Ilex paraguariensis (yerba mate), 563 nucleotides. NCBI's taxonomy places the organism in Eukaryota, Viridiplantae, Streptophyta, Magnoliopsida, Aquifoliales, Aquifoliaceae. The record is from the annotation of a GenBank genome assembly.